Messenger RNA from Danaus plexippus (monarch butterfly), 988 nucleotides. RefSeq lists its product as uncharacterized. NCBI's taxonomy places the organism in Eukaryota, Metazoa, Arthropoda, Insecta, Lepidoptera, Nymphalidae. Bases 225 to 887 code for a protein of 220 amino acids. The record is from RefSeq and is a predicted model, not a curated record. The transcript is spliced from 6 exons.
AAUUAGAGGCGGACGGCAUUUUUAAUAUAUUUUACCGCUUUAAUAACAUUACAAUGAACAGCAUUCGUACGCGGGCGUUGCUUCUGAACGCACCGGAUCGAUUCAACAUUCGCGCCAUAUUUCCGUUCACAAGUAAAUCGAUGAAAUGACAAUCUACAGCAAGUUAGUGCAAAUAAUAUUGAUAAGUGUAUAACAACUAUUCAAAGGGAUACAUUAUAUUGGUAAUGUCGGGUGUGGAAAUCGGCGCGGGCCUAGCGUGGCGGCUGUUCGCUACUUUGGAAGGAGGGACCCUCCUGCUGGCUACAUCAGCACUUAUAGCUUACACGACGCGGAGGAAAUUGGCGACACGAAAAAGGAUCUAUAGGCCCAUCAAAAAUGUCUUCUUAACGGACACCACGAGUGUGCUCGGCAGACAACUACAGGCACGUCUCACGGAGCGCGGGUGUUCCGUGUCGACGUCUGAAUACGAAAAUGGCAAAAACUUAGACUGUCUAGUUGUGGUCGGGGCGGACUGCAAGGACGGACUGGACGGCCUCGCCCAGCUAGUCACUGACGACGUCCACAACAACCUACGUUCCUUAGAAUGCAUGUCCUCGCACGUGGUCGCCGGUGGUACAAUAGUGUGGUCGUGGUGUGUCAGGAGCGGCGGCCCUUACCGCUCCGCUGCGGCCGCCUUCCGCGUGGUGAUGAAGACCGCCCUUAUGCACUUCGCUGAACUUUCAGACUGCGAAGCUGUCUGGCUGGAGGGCUACGAUACGGCGGAGCGGACGGCAGACAAAAUAAUGGAAGAGCUGUUCCCUUGUGACGCACGCGACGGCUUCUCGUUUAGAAACGCCACUCAUAUGAUAAGCAACUUCUUCAACGGAUGUCUGAAAGUUAUUACAUAAAAAUAUAUUUAUGUGUCUCGUAGUAUAAGUGACAAAUAAUAUUAUUAAAUUAUAAAUAUCCAUGUAUACGUAAAAAAUAUUAAAUAACAAUAUUUUAAUUG